Messenger RNA from Melampsora larici-populina 98AG31, 1380 nucleotides. RefSeq lists its product as uncharacterized. The coding region runs from base 1 to 1380 and encodes 459 amino acids. The record is from RefSeq and is a predicted model, not a curated record. Lineage: Eukaryota; Fungi; Basidiomycota; Pucciniomycetes; Pucciniales; Melampsoraceae. The transcript is spliced from 7 exons.
AUGUGUCGCCGCCGACGUGGUCGUGCGGUUCUUCCCUCGUCCAUCCAUAACCGUUUGGAGGUCUUAUGGGAGGCUUCUUUCUGCAUAUUGAAAGAGUGUUUCAUCAAUGCACAAUACCAUGUCAAAUCUCAUGGCAUAAUGCCCGAACUCGAUGAUGGUCGGCUACCCAUCCGCAUAGUGGAACAAUCGCUAUACCCCCCUUUUGAACACUGCCCAAAGUGCUCAAGGACGCGACCUAUGCGAGCGAAGUCAUUGUUCGGAUACCUAUACGACGUUGAUGGAUGCCAUACGAUUGAACACUUUUACCUCUACUGUCAACCUUGCAGGACGAGUUAUCACGUCAGCUAUUCAAUUUACAAUGAAGAACGAACGUUCUAUACAACAUCUGAAGGCAGGAACCCCGAAGUCUUCCAAGUUCAUACGCAUUACUUCAUGACUCACCGCUUGGCACAUCAUUUCAAGAUGAGCCAAAUGCUACAACGCAUUGUCAAUUUGUACAACUCAACCUUCAUGGGGUCCCACACCCCUCCGUUGUUCACUUCCCAGCAGGCCUUCUUUCCUCGAAUGUCUGCCGAAGUUUGCAAAGACGGAAUGGGCAUUGAUACAUUGCUUUUCAAUUACUCUUCAAGGAGUAAAGUGCUCGUGGUCCCAGAUUCCGGACUAGACCGUGUCCGUUACAACGAGGCGAAGAAAGAAUGUACCUCCUGGAUAGCCGCGGAAGGGACUGCCCACAAGAAUCAUGCUUGCAGUCUUUGUACAUGUAUCACUUAUUCCGAAGAGUACAACAAACACUCAGUUGUUUGUGCUGUUGUGACCGAUGGUUUGACCAUCGGCCACUGGAGAUGCAGUGCUUCUGCAUCUCAGCUGGAAAUGUUGGCCAAAGAUUUCGGCCACCCAGCACCAGAUGGCCCUUGUCGAAGGACUUUAGAUACAGCUCAGCCUUGCACCCAACCAGCGCUUGCAAAUAAGAGGACAUGUGGCCUUCAAUCUCACCAAGAGGCUGCCAAAACUUUUUCCACUCGAGUUAAUUCAAACUUCCAGCUUCACUCUAUGUUAAAUCGACCAGGUUCAAACCUCAACUUGGAUCCCUCUGUCCAUCUGGAAGACGAGUCUGGUGAAAUUCAAGAUUUGGAAUCAUUGCAGCAAGCCGAUGAAUCAGACCGAGUUGAAGAAAGCCAAAGAUCCGGCGAAGAGGGCAGUACCAAAAAACCAACCCUUUCAAGAGCACGAACUCACAAUGAUCAACUUGUGGUGGCUCCUUGUGGUGUCAUACUUGCCCGCCAAACGAUGUUUAAUUCGGAGUCACCAAGUGCCGUUAAAAUACCUUCCCAACCCGCAUGCCUGAAGUCAUUUUAUACGAUAAUGCGUGCAAGUUAUUAG